Messenger RNA from Olea europaea var. sylvestris, 4774 nucleotides. RefSeq names its product clathrin heavy chain 1-like. Gene Ontology annotation, cellular component: clathrin coat of coated pit; plasmodesma; Golgi apparatus. NCBI's taxonomy places the organism in Eukaryota, Viridiplantae, Streptophyta, Magnoliopsida, Lamiales, Oleaceae. Gene Ontology annotation, biological process: intracellular protein transport; receptor-mediated endocytosis. Gene Ontology annotation, molecular function: clathrin light chain binding; structural molecule activity. The coding region runs from base 239 to 4378 and encodes 1379 amino acids. The record is from RefSeq and is a predicted model, not a curated record. The transcript is spliced from 27 exons.
CUACAGGCACCGCACUCACAAAAGUCGCUACUUUUCUCUCCCUCCCUCCAAUGUUUCAGAUCUCUUGCUCGUAAUUUCCAUUUUCAUCGUCGUGUAUAUCUGUAUAGAUAUACACACACCCUCCGCUCUCUCUCUUUCUAGAUCGCUCUAUUUCUCCUUCUCAUAGUUGUCGGAUUCCCUUCGUUGCUGACUCUCGACUUACCGAUUCUUCAUCAGAUCCGGAGGUCUCAUCUGAAGCAUGGCGGCCGCCAACGCUCCGAUUACCAUGAAAGAAGCCCUCACGUUGCCUAGCGUAGGGAUCAAUGCUCAGUUCAUCACUUUUACAAAUGUGACAAUGGAAUCGGAUAAGUAUAUCUGUGUUCGUGAGACUGCACCUCAAAAUAGUGUUGUGAUCAUCGAUAUGAAUAUGCCAAUGCAGCCGUUGAGGCGGCCCAUUACUGCAGAUUCCGCUCUUAUGAAUCCAAAUACUAGAAUCUUGGCACUAAAAGCUCAACUUCCUGGAACUACUCAAGAUCACUUGCAAAUAUUCAACAUCGAGGCAAAAGCAAAAAUAAAGUCACACCAGAUGCCUGAGCAGGUCGUCUUUUGGAAGUGGAUCACCCCUAAGAUGUUGGGUUUAGUUACUCAAUCCUCUGUAUAUCACUGGUCAAUUGAAGGUGAUUCAGAACCUGUGAAGAUGUUUGAUAGAACAGCUAAUUUAGCAAACAACCAAAUUAUCAAUUACAGAUGUGAUCCUUCUGAGAAGUGGUUGGUUCUGAUUGGUAUUGCUCCUGGUUCGCCUGAGAGGCCUCAACUGGUCAAAGGAAAUAUGCAACUAUUUUCUGUGGAUCAGCAACGUAGUCAAGCUCUUGAAGGGCAUGCUGCAUCAUUUGCCUCGUUUAGAGUUCCUGGAAAUGAUAAAGAUUCUUUGCUUAUUUCUUUUGCCACAAAAACCUCUAAUGCUGGACAGAUUACAUCUAAAUUGCAUGUCAUUGAGCUUGGAGCCCAGCCAGGGAAACCAUCCUUUACCAAAAAACAAGCAGAUCUUUUUUUCCCUCCAGAUUUUGCUGAUGAUUUUCCAGUGGCAAUGCAGAUUUCCCAUAAAUAUAGUUUGAUAUAUGUGAUUACGAAGCUGGGACUUCUCUUUGUCUAUGAUUUGGAAACUGCCUCAGCAGUAUAUCGAAAUAGGAUUAGUCCAGAUCCCAUCUUUCUGACAUCAGAAGCUUCAUCUGUUGGAGGUUUCUAUGCAAUCAAUAGGCGAGGCCAGGUUUUACUUGCUACAGUAAAUGAAACAACAAUCAUACCUUUCAUCAGCGGCCAACUGAACAAUCUGGAGCUUGCUGUCAAUCUUGCCAAAAGAGGGAACCUUCCAGGUGCAGAAAAUUUAGUUGUCCAGCGCUUCCAAGAAUUGUUCGCUCAGACGAAGUAUAAAGAGGCUGCUGAGCUUGCUGCGGAUUCUCCUCAAGGCAUCCUCCGGACACCGGAUACAGUAGCCAAAUUUCAGAGUGUUCCCGUUCAAGCUGGACAAACGCCACCAUUGCUGCAGUACUUUGGAACCCUUUUAACAAAAGGGAAGCUCAAUGCAUUCGAGUCUUUGGAAUUAUCUCGCCUGGUCGUGAACCAAAACAAGAAGAAUCUCUUGGAAAACUGGCUAGCCGAGGAUAAGCUAGAAUGUAGUGAGGAACUUGGAGACCUUGUGAAGACUGUGGACAAUGACCUUGCACUGAAAAUAUAUAUCAAAGCUAGAGCUACUCCAAAAGUCGUUGCAGCUUUUGCAGAGCGUAGGGAGUUCGAUAAAAUUUUGAUAUACUCCAAGCAGGUUGGAUAUGCACCUGACUAUCUGUUCCUGCUGCAAACUAUUCUCCGAUCAGAUCCUCAGGGAGCUGUUAAUUUCGCUCUUAUGAUGUCUCAAAUGGAGGGAGGUUGUCCAAUUGAUUACAAUACCAUUACUGAUCUCUUUCUUCAGAGGAACAUGAUCCGUGAAGCAACUGCAUUUUUGUUAGAUGUUCUGAAGCCAAAUUUGCCAGAACAUGCAUUCCUGCAAACGAAGGUCCUUGAAAUCAAUCUCGUGACCUUUCCUAAUGUGGCCGAUGCUGUUUUAGCAAAUGGCAUGUUUAGUCACUACGACAGACCGCGCAUUGGACAACUCUGUGAAAAAGCUGGUCUUUACAUACGAGCGCUUCAGCACUACACCGAACUUCCAGAUAUCAAACGUGUCAUUGUGAAUACUCAUGCAAUUGAGCCACAGGCUCUUGUGGAAUUCUUUGGGACACUUUCCCGGGAAUGGGCACUGGAGUGCAUGAAGGAUCUUCUUCUGGUUAAUUUGAGAGGCAACCUUCAGAUAAUUGUCCAAGUUGCAAAAGAAUAUUGUGAGCAGUUGGGGGUUGAAGCUUGCAUAAAGAUCUUUGAGCAGUUUAAGUCGUAUGAAGGAUUAUAUUUCUUUUUGGGAUCAUAUUUGAGCUCCAGCGAGGAUCCUGACAUUCACUUCAAGUACAUUGAGGCAGCUUCCAAGACCGGACAAAUUAAGGAGGUUGAGCGUGUUACAAGAGAAUCAAAUUUCUAUGACCCUGAGAAGACGAAGAACUUUUUAAUGGAAGCGAAACUUCCAGAUGCUCGACCAGAAGAAGAUGCUGUUUGGAGUCAGGUGGCUAAAGCUCAACUAAGGGAAGGACUAGUGAGUGAUGCAAUUGAAUCUUUUAUUCGUGCAGAUGAUGCCACUCAGUUCCUGGAAGUCAUCCGUGCUGCUGAGGAUGCAAAUGUUUAUCAUGACUUGGUGAAAUAUCUUCUGAUGGUUAGGCAGAAAACGAAGGAGCCCAAGGUGGAUAGCGAGCUCAUAUAUGCAUAUGCUAAGACUGAUAGGUUGGGUGACGUUGAAGAGUUUAUUCUCAUGCCAAAUGUUGCCAAUCUCCCUAAUGUUGGUGAUCGCUUGUAUGAUGAAGAGUUAUAUGAGGCGGCAAAGAUAAUUUUUGCUUUUAUAUCUAACUGGGCCAAGUUGGCAGUCACACUAGUGAAGUUGAAGCAAUUUCAAGGGGCUGUUGAUGCAGCAAGGAAAGCAAAUAGCGCAAAGACGUGGAAAGAAGUCUGUUUUGCUUGUGUUGAUGCUGAGGAGUUCCGGUUGGCUCAAAUAUGUGGUCUUAACAUCAUCGUACAGGUCGAUGACCUGGAAGAAGUUAGUGAGUAUUAUCAGAACCGAGGAUGCUUUAAUGAGCUUAUCUCUCUUAUGGAGAGUGGUUUGGGAUUGGAACGUGCACACAUGGGCAUCUUCACAGAGCUUGGUAUCCUGUAUGCUAGAUACCGUCAUGAGAAACUCAUGGAGCAUAUAAAAUUAUUCUCUACCCGUCUCAACAUUCCCAAGCUAAUCCGAGCCUGUGAUGAGCAGCAGCACUGGAAGGAACUGACAUAUUUAUAUAUUCAAUAUGAUGAGUUUGAUAAUGCUGCCACUACCGUCAUGAAUCAUUCCCCUGAAGCUUGGGAUCACAUGCAAUUCAAAGAUAUUAUUGUCAAAGUUGCUAACGUGGAGUUAUAUUACAAGGCGGUGCACUUCUAUUUGCAAGAGCACCCUGAUCUCAUUAAUGAUGUUCUAAAUGUCCUAGCUCUUCGCGUGGACCAUGCUCGUGUAGUGGACAUAAUGAGGAAGGCGGGCCACUUGCGUCUUAUCAAGCCAUACAUGGUUGCAGUUCAGAGCAAUAAUGUGUCUGCUGUGAAUGAAGCUCUCAAUGAGAUCUAUAUAGAAGAAGAGGAUUAUGACAGAUUGCGUGAAUCCAUUGAGCUGCAUGAUAACUUUGAUCAGAUUGGCCUUGCGCAGAAGAUUGAGAAACAUGAGCUCCUUGAGAUGAGGCGCGUCGCAGCCUACAUUUACAAAAAGGCAGGUAGGUGGAAGCAAUCCAUUGCAUUGUCAAAGAAAGACAACCUUUACAAGGAUGCAAUGGAGACAGCUUCACAAUCUGGUGAUCGGGAACUUGCUGAGGAGUUGCUUGUUUACUUCAUUGAGCAGGGGAAAAAGGAAUGCUUUGCGUCGUGCCUAUUUGUUUGUUACGACUUGAUUCGCGCGGAUGUUGCCCUUGAACUUGCUUGGAUGAAUAAUAUGAUCGACUUUGCCUUCCCCUAUCUGUUGCAGUUUAUCCGUGAAUACACGGGCAAAGUUGACGAACUAAUCAAGGACAAAAUUGAUGCUCUUAAUGAAGUGAAGGCUAAAGAGAAUGAGGAGAAGGACGUUAUCAAACAGCAGAAUAUGUAUGCCCAGUUGCUGCCUCUUGCUUUGCCUGCACCACCUAUGCCAGGUAUGGGGGUCGGUGGAAUGGGAGGAGGUUUUACUGCACAAAUGCCACCCCCACCCAUGCCCAUGGGUGGAAUGCCUCCAAUGCCGCCGUUUGGCAUGCCACAAAUGGGAUCCUACUGAUCUGGUUGGAAUUUCAUAGCGGGUUAUUUUUACUUGAGAAAAUGAGGACACAAAUGGGUUGCACUUUAUGCCUUGUCUUUUAUAGUGUUUCUUGUCUGAUGCUCAACGGCAUUUUCACUUUUCUGGAAGCUGCCUAGCUGAAGAUAAAGUUUAAUUAGUUAUUCCAAAAUAAUGUUCUUUGGUGUCAUCUGUCGUAGGUGUGUGGAUAUAGUUUUUGUAAUAUUCUUUGGUAGCAGAGGCAUUUUUUGGCUGCUGUAGACAGCAAGAUAAGGAUAAUUUGUAUUUUAUAAGAACAAGUGCCCUUGUGAUUAGUGGAAUUAUAUACUGGUUGUCAAGAAUGUUUUAACUCAUGGUUAAGUUAAAAUUUUGUAUGCAUCACUGUCAAAUUUCCCUUUC